AGAAAACACACACACACACACACACACACGGAGAGAAGUUUUGGGGGAGGUCCACGCGCUCCAAGAAGCUGCCCGAAAAUGAAGUAAAUUAAAUAUGUUACCAAGUCGGCUGCCGCUCGAAACGUAACUGUAUGCUUUUUCGAUUGUUAAUGGUGUCAGGUUAUAAAGAUUUCGCAAACUUUUUACGCGAGACAACACAUUUCAGAAGACAAUACCUUGGUCUUAGAGCAUCGGAGUUUUCCCACGUUUUAGGAGGCGGACGGACUAGUGUUCAUCUAACUUCUACCAAAAUGAAUGUUUCCAAAUCUACUUUUCGUCGUGAAAACUGUUAAGCUCCUUGGUGUGGCGUUUCAAUUCAACGUGAACGUUUUUUUUCUUCCAAUAGAACAUUCAUUUGCUUUCUCGCUCUUACCGCAGUCAAUGGCUGUAAAAUUGGACACUAUCGCUCCGGAGGACUGCUAAAAACCAAGACAUCAUUUACGCGAAUUGAUGGUUUAAUUUGCAUUUCACUUGCAUACCAGCUACAUUCGCCGUUUUCAGAUCUUCUGAAGACCUUCUACAGAGUACCAUACACCAGGCCCAGACCCAGAUCAGAACCAGCAUGUUCACCCCCAACUGGACCCUGCUGGUCCUUCUUGGCCUCCUGCUCCAGUGCCAUCUGAACCAGGCCCGACCGGCCCUCUCCGAAACCGACACAGACUCGGCUGACCUGCUGGCUUCUUCGGAAGAUGAGGAGGAUGACGAGUCGUCCUCUGAAGAGAAUAAGCUGUCCAGCAAUCAGAAGCUGCAACCGAUGCUCCCUCAGUGGGUAGCCCCUGAUAAGAUGGAGAAGAGGCUCCACGCAGUUCCCGCCAGCAAAACGGUCAAGUUCCGCUGCCAAGCAACAGGGAACCCCGCUCCCACCCUCCAGUGGUACAAAAACGGCAAAGAGUUCCGCAAGGACCAGCGGAUCGGAGGCUUCAAGAUCCGGGACCACAUCUGGACCCUGAUCAUGGAGUCCGUGGUCCCCUCCGACAAGGGCAACUACACGUGCGUGGUGAGGAACGACCACGGCAGCCUGUCACACACAUACCAGCUGGACGUCGUAGAACGUUCACCUCACAGACCUAUCCUCCAGGCGGGUCUGCCGGCCAAUCGUACGGCGGUCGUGGGUAGCAAUGUGGAGUUUGUGUGUCGCGUGUUCAGCGACCCCCAGCCUCAUAUUCAGUGGCUCAAACACAUCAGCAUGAACGGCAGCAGAGUGGGGCCCGAGGGGGGGCCCUACGUACGCGUCCUGAAGACAGCAGGGCUGAACACCACAGACAAGGAGAUGGAGGUGUUGACUCUGAAGAACGUGUCUCUGGAAGAUACUGGACAGUACACCUGUCUGGCUGGGAACUCCAUUGGGGUGUCCCACCACUCUGCAUGGCUCUCCGUGGUCGAAGACCGGCCCCCCUCUCCUGUACCGUCCCAGGCCUACUUGGAAAUCUUCAUCUACUGCUUUGGCUUCUUCAUCAUCAUCCUCAUGGUUUCCAUAGCAGCCGUUUGCCGACUCUACUGUGUUCCCAAGAAGAGCGACUUCAGUAGCCAGCUGACGGUCCACAAGCUCGCUAAGAGUAUACCCCUCAGGAGACAGGUGUCCAUAGACUCCUCGUCCUCCCUGCAGUCGGGCGUGUGCCUGGUGCGUCAGUCGCGCCUCUCCGGUGGAGCCACGCCCACCCUGUCCGGUGUGUCGGAGUACGAGCUUCCCAACGAUCCGCAGUGGAGCUGCCCAGAGACAGGUGCUGUCCCUGGGGAAGCGUCUGGCGAGGGCUGCUUCGGCCAGGUGGUUCAGGCCGAGGCGGUGGGCGUCGACAAAGACAAGCCCAGCCGCCUCACCAAGGUGGCCGUUAAGAUGCUCAAAGCGGACGCCACGGAGAAGGACCUGUCUGACCUGAUCUCCGAGAUGGAGAUGAUGAAGAUGAUUGGCAAACACAAGAACAUCAUCAACCUGCUUGGGGCCUGCACCCAGGGCGGUCCCCUGUAUGUGGUGGUGGAGUACGCGUCUCAGGGCAACCUGCGGGAGUACCUGCGUGCCCGGAGGCCCGUGGGGCUGGAGUACUGGAGCGGGCCCUCGCAGGCCCCCCUGGGCAGCCUGGCGCUCCGGAAGCUGGUGUCUGCAGCCUACCAGGUGGCCCGGGGCAUGGCCUACCUCGCCUCCCAAAAGUCGGUUCCCAGAGACCUCGCAGCCAGGAAUGUGCUUGUCACCGACGACAACGUGAUGAAGAUAGCAGACUUCGGCCUGGCCAGAGACAUCCACCACAUUGACUACUACAAGAAAACCACCAAUGGUCGUCUGCCUGUCAAGUGGAUGGCACCAGAAGCGCUGUUUGACCGCAUCUACACACACCAGAGUGACGUCUGGUCUUUUGGUGUUCUGCUGUGGGAGAUCUUCACUCUGGGGGGAUCUCCUUACCCUGGUGUUCCCGUGGAGGAACUCUUUAAACUCCUCAAGGAGGGACAUCGAAUGGACAGGCCCUCUGCAUGCACACAGGAGCUGUACCUGAUGAUGCGGGACUGUUGGCAUGCAGUGCCCUCACGCAGACCCACUUUCCUGCAGCUGGUGGAGGAUCUAGACCACACCCUCUCUCUCAUGGCUAACCAGGAGUAUCUGGAUCUGUCUGUCCCUCUGGUCCAGUACACUCGCGUGGGUUCUGACACCUACUCCUCCUCUGCCUCCGUCGUCUCCCGGAGCACCACGUAGGGUACGGGACCCCUGGGCGUUCUGGACCGUACUGGAGACACACACGUCUGGACACACCCCUCAGCAGAGCAGACGACCCUGCCUGACAUAUCCCUGGUUCUCUAUACAGGCCUGGCUGCCUCCUGGCCCCAUUGCCCCUCAGAGGACUCUACCUCUCUACACCCUCUGGCUUCUCCUUGCCUCAGUCCACUGGUCUCUCCUGGUCUGGGCCUGGUUCUGAGCUCUCCUGUAAGCUCCCGUAGUCUUUCACAGAAACCUAACCAGGGCGUCUGGAACUCUGCCUCAAGCCCACAGACAGACGGACGGACGGUAAGCCGCAUGGGCGGACACACAGGCAGGGUUCUGGUGGAGCCAGACGAAGACAUGACCAAGACCUUCCAGAAACGCAGCCAGGAAGUGUUUCUCAAACAGUCUGCUCUCGGCUCGAGAAACGAGUCUGAACUCUUAAAAAAGAGGCUGGCCACGUGCCUUCUUCACCAACAACUGCGCCUGACAAAUCAUAUUGGAUUCAAAGGGAAUGUAACCAAUGUAAAUUAGUUAGUUUGUAAAUACUGUAUUAUAUAUGAAUAUAUAUAUAUAAUAUUCACACUACUAUUCUUUCUGUACAUGGUUAGUUGUUUAUAACAAUUGCCUAUUUACCCUGUCCAUGAGUGGGCUGCUAUUUGAGUUUUGCAAGCUUUUUUCUAUUACAAUUCUAUAAAAAAAGAUAUGCUACAAUAUUUGUUGACUAAGAUAAACUGCUAGCCACAGUGUUAGCCUGUGUUUCCAUCCCAUUCAGAUCAAUCAGAAAUCUUGAUUGGUGGUUUUAAUGGUUUUUAAUGUGUUUUCUGUUACAGGUUAUUGCAGUAUUACAGUAUCACCACAGUAUUGUUAUAGUUUGAUUUAUGCUCCUGCUGUUAUUAACAACAGUAUUACUUCAUGUCGUCAAUGCUUGGCUAUGACCUCAGAAUGAGCUCCUUGAAGUGAAUAGACAACACCAGUUUUCUGAUGGAUAUCAUUGACGAUAGUAAUGUUUUUAUGAAUUUCAUUUUGAUGAUAAUGCCAGUGAUGAUGUUCAUAGAGGCUAUGCACUUAUCUCCCGUGGAUGUAAAUCUGCCUUUGCUAAGGAAGUAUGAAUAAAGACAACUUUAUACUCGUGG
Osmerus eperlanus (European smelt) is the source of this 3861-nucleotide messenger RNA. It is a transcript of the gene fgfr1b, whose product is annotated as fibroblast growth factor receptor 1b. The record is from RefSeq and is a predicted model, not a curated record. The transcript is spliced from 17 exons. Gene Ontology annotation, molecular function: ATP binding; fibroblast growth factor receptor activity; fibroblast growth factor binding. Gene Ontology annotation, cellular component: signaling receptor complex; plasma membrane. The coding region runs from base 602 to 2722 and encodes 706 amino acids. Gene Ontology annotation, biological process: multicellular organism development; positive regulation of kinase activity; positive regulation of cell differentiation. Lineage: Eukaryota; Metazoa; Chordata; Actinopteri; Osmeriformes; Osmeridae.